Molecule: messenger RNA, 2651 nt
Organism: Gymnodraco acuticeps
Lineage: Eukaryota; Metazoa; Chordata; Actinopteri; Perciformes; Bathydraconidae
Exons: 2
Coding region: 564-2636 (690 amino acids)
Source: RefSeq, a predicted model, not a curated record
UAGCAAAAGAUAUUAAUUCAACAUUGGAUUUUGGUUAGAUUGGUUAUUUUUGGUUGAGGUUGAAAAAUCAAUGUUGAUUCGAUGUGUUUUUACAAAUACCAUUUCAACGUUUGAAAAAAUGUUGUUGAAUCAAUGUAAUAUAGAUGCCGGUUUUUCAACGUUGAAAUUCCCUACAUUGAAUUGACAUUGUUUCAACGUGUGGCGCUAUCCCCUCUCGGGCGAGAUCAUGAUCCAGCGUCGGAGGCGGGGUCUGGUUCUUUCCUAUGAGAGCUGCUGUGCAUGAAGACAAAAUGGCCCAAGUUUUGAGAGAGCGAAACGUCACAGAUUACCCGUCAUGCCUGUUGCACGUUGCACGUUGCACUUAAUCUUGAAAGCACGUUGGUCACGUGAAAGAGCGAAAGAGGGUGUGGAGGAAGGCAGGCAGUUCAGUUGCCGUCAAGCCGCCUGAAGAGAAGAGACAGAUAUCACAAAUCGGAUUAUACUACAAGACGAGUCAAGGGGAUCACUGCAAUACACAAGGCCAAGUAAAGUAAUUAUAGCAGUGCCACCUCUCUUUACCUAAGAUGGCUUCUUAUUGGUCUAAAAGACGUAGAGUCAUCAGAACUGUAAGGGACAUGGAGAAAGAUAUCCUUAAGGAAUACGAGGAAACUCUUUCUAAUAACAAGUCACAUUUAGACCCCUGUGUGAAUAGGGAACCACCCUUCAGAAUCUCACACGUUUCCCAACUAGAUACACCACUAGCUUCCCAUGUACACAUGGAAAAUGAUCAUACUGAUGGUAGUUUAGCUGGAGAUGAUGACGUUGAAUCAGAUCAUGUACAAAUGGGAAAUGAUCAUACUGAUGGUAGUGUGGCUGGGAAUGUUGAAUCAGAUUCUGACUCCGACAGCCAUGACGAGCAUCAGCUUAGUCAGGAUCUGCUUAUGAGGAGCCUAAGAUAUUGGGCAACAUCCUACUCAAUCAAUCUGGUUGCUUUGUCUGCUCUGCUGUCCAUCUUAAAGCUUUUUCACCCUAUGCUCCCUAAGGAUGGAAGAACUCUGCUUAGAACACAACAUGAUGUUGCAACCACUCAAAUGCAAGGUGGCGAGUACUACCAUUUUGGAUUGGUGCAAGGGAUACUUUCACGAUUGAAAUGUUUGAGUUUACCAGUGAGCCUCAGAACUCUUACUUUACAGUUCAACAUAGAUGGUCUCCCUCUCUUUAAGAGUUCAAGACUUCAAUUCUGGCCUAUACUUGCAAUUCUGAAAUGUGAUUAUACUAAGUCCCCAUUUAUUGUCGGUAUCUUUUGUGCUUUAAGCAAGCCCAAGUGUGUUGUUGAGUAUCUGCAGCAAUUUAUUAGCGACCUUAAAAAUGUACUGGCUAAUGGCGUUGUUCAUAAUGGUAACCGAUUGAAAGUACUGGUUUCCUCAUUUGUGUGUGAUGCUCCAGCCAGAGCCUACGUUAAGAAUAUCAAGUCACAUAAUGGCUAUUCAGGGUGUGACAAGUGUGAUCAACAUGGUGUGUGGAGGAAGAAAAUGACUUAUCCUGAAACAAAUGUCAGGCUCAGGACAGACUCAAGUUAUUGUGAUAUGAUUGAUGAAGAACAUCACUUGAAACAGACACUCAGUCCUUUAACAGGGACAGUAAAGAUGGUUUCUUCAUUCCCAAUAGAUUAUAUGCACCUCUGUUGUCUUGGUGUGAUGAGAAAACUGUUGAAUAUGUGGUUAAAGGGCAAUCUAGCCACUAGGCUUCCUUCACAAACUGUUAACAGUAUAUCAAGCAAACUGCUGGGGUUACAUUCCCACACCCCUUGUGAAUUCAAUCGCAAGCCAAGGGGUUUGAAUGAGCUGGAUCGUUGGAAAGCUACAGAGCUCCGAUCCUUCAUACUGUACUGGGGCCCUGUAGUUCUGAAGGAUUGCCUUCCCAGUGAGAUUUAUGACAACUUUAUGUUGUUUUCAGUGGCCAUGUAUUUGUUUUUGUCUCCUGGAAUUUCUGGCCAAAAGGUUGAAUUAGCGCAUAGAUUGAUGAUUUCCUUUGUGGAACACUUUGGACAGUUGUAUGGCAGGGAUCAGAUUGUGUUCAGUGUACACCAGCUUAUACAUUUAGCCGAUGAAUACAAACAAUUUGGACCUUUAGAUAAUGUUUCAGGAUUCCCUUUUGAGAAUUAUCUUGGCCAAAUAAAGCAUCUUUUACGCAAGCCACACCAACCUCUACAACAGGUGGUCAAAAGGUUGUCAGAACAGCCACGUUGUGAGGUUCCAUUACCAACAGAUGAACCAGUCUUACAGAAAAUCCACACUGAUGGUCCACUCCCUCAACAUUUCGGUGUUGCUGUACAGUACACAAAGGUCUCCAGUAGUCGUUUUACUUUGUCUACAAAGCAGGGGGAUAAUUGUAUUGAGGUGGGACAUAGUAUUGCAGUAGUGCAGAAUAUAGUCCAGGAAGAAGAUGAGGUAUAUGUGAUCUACAAAAGGUUCAGACACCAAGAAUCAUAUUACACUUAUCCCUGCGAGUCCUCAUGCAUAGGUACAUACAAGGUUAGAGAGUUGUGUGACAAUAUCGGGGUUGGUAAACUUGGAUGUAUCAAACGUAAAUGUGUUCUGUAUCCAGAGUCAGAAGGAAAUGGCCUCAUAGCUAUUCCAAUAGCUCAUAUGCAGUAGCAUACCGCUCAUACU